AUGGCUUCUACUCUGUUGUCCCGAUAUCCAUGGGUAUCCAGCCCUUUCGUGGUCAGCGCGCCCAUGCGAGUCAUGUCCGGUCCAGCAUUGGCAAUCGCGGUCUCUCGUACCGGAGGUCUAGGAUUUAUCGGACCUGGGGCCAAAACACAAGACACAAGCGACGAUCUCGAAGAAGCAUCGUCGCUCCUUCGCCAAGCAGCCAACAAAAUCACAAACAAUGGCUCUACUCUACCUAUUGGUGUCGGGUAUCAGCUCUGGGCGGAUGAUAUUAACAUAGCGAUUGCUGGAAUUGAAAAAUACAAGCCUUGUGCGGCGUGGUUAUACGCCCCUCGCCAGGGACCGCAGGACUUUGAUGACUGGUCUAGCAAAAUCCGAAUCGCAUCUCCUGAAACUCAGAUAUGGAUUCAGAUUGGUACGUUAAAAGAAGCAAAACAACUUCUUCAAAGUAACCAGCGGCCGGAUGUUGUCGUCGUUCAAGGGUCCGAGUCCGGUGGACACGGUCGGGCGAAAGAUGGAAUGGGACUCAUGGCGUUGCUUCCCGAGGUGGCCGAUGUCAUGUCAAGCAGUCAAAUCCCCCUUUUCGCAGCUGGAGGUAUUGCCGACGGACGUGGAGUUGCAGCUGCGAUGUGUCUGGGGGCUUCCGGUGCAGUGAUGGGAACUCGAUUCCUAGCUGCCAGUGAAACACGGAUUAGUCGAGGAUAUCAAAAUGAGGUUGUUCGUGCAUCUGACGGGGCGGUUUCAACGACUCGUACCUUACUUUACAAUCAUCUCAGAGGUACUUUUGGGUGGCCGGAGGAAUACAGUCCCAGGACCAUCCUAAACAAGUCAUUCAUUGAGCAACAGGAAGGGAAAUCUUUUGACGAACUCAAGAAACUUCAUGAUGAAGCGACCAAGGCGGGUGAUAAAGGCUGGGGGCCAGAAGGCAGACUCGCUACUUAUGCUGGUGCAGCCGUUGGGUUGAUUCACGAGGUGAAGGGGGCGGGAGAUAUUGUCCGUGAGGUUCAAAAGGAUGUUCUGAACAGGAUUGAGAGGCUGUGGCCCCACACAGAUUAA
Penicillium nucicola is the source of this 1053-nucleotide messenger RNA. Its product is annotated as nitronate monooxygenase. The record is from RefSeq and is a predicted model, not a curated record. The transcript has a single exon. NCBI's taxonomy places the organism in Eukaryota, Fungi, Ascomycota, Eurotiomycetes, Eurotiales, Aspergillaceae. Bases 1 to 1053 code for a protein of 350 amino acids. Gene Ontology annotation, molecular function: nitronate monooxygenase activity.